Haliotis rubra (blacklip abalone) is the source of this 1880-nucleotide messenger RNA. Its product is annotated as proteoglycan 4-like. The transcript is spliced from 16 exons. NCBI's taxonomy places the organism in Eukaryota, Metazoa, Mollusca, Gastropoda, Lepetellida, Haliotidae. The coding region runs from base 469 to 1482 and encodes 337 amino acids. The record is from RefSeq and is a predicted model, not a curated record.
CGAUCACACGGCUAUAUCACGUGUGUACAACAAGGAAGUAUAUUCUGCAGGUCGGAUGUCUAAUGGCGGUUGACGUCAUGUACAGGGUCGGAAAGUCGCACCUGCUAGAAAGAAGAAUGAAUACGUGUGAUCUUCUUUGUCUUCUGAUCUUCAUGACCCUCCUCUCUGGAACCACUGGGGCAAGCCUGACCGCUUCACCAAGCCAAAUAGCAAUCGGGGGCAGUAACCCAACAUCUCAGUUGACUGUAAGUUGCAGGCCAGAUGCACCUGGAAUAACUACAUUGUAUAACAUGGAGAUUGGCAAGAAGUCUUCUGCUGGCUUUGAUCAGCCUAUAAUACGAUUGACCAACACAGAUACGUCAGUACAAGUAGUGGACACAAGUCUACAGCAGCGGAUGACAGCCUCAGGUUCUAUCAGUGGAGCAACAGGCAGUAUACAGUUCAUCCUGACAGAUCUGAGAUCUGCUGAUGCUGCUUCUACAUACUACUGCAACGUUAUACUUGGCGGGAUCAGCUGAAACUGAUGAGGCUACGGCCAACAUCACAGCUAGAACUUAUCCAGAGCAAAUAGAGAUGUUCCCCACUCCUGACAGGGUCCAGUAUGACGAUGGUCAACUCUUGUCAAUGAGAUGUACAGGCAGGAUCGGGAACCAGUUUGAUGAGAACAACCUCCAGAACCUGUGGACAUGGGAGUGGCGAUCUGGAAACAACGAGUUCGCCUCCUGGACACGAUACCCGAACAACCAAAAUAUCACCUACGACCGUCCUACUUCAGUAGCGGAAUGUCAAUAUACAGGGGCGUCAACGCUGGUUCAUACAGUCUCGAAUCUUGACAAUGGGAGACAGUUCAGGUGUUCUGUCAUAAGUGAAGAAUACAGUGCAAACAAGACUGUUUAUGUUGUUGGUCAACAACCACCACGACCAACAACUCCUGCCGAAACACCUACAAAUGGUCAACAACCACCACGACCAACAACUCCUGCCGAAACACCUACAAAUGGUCAACAACCACCACGACCAACAACUCCUGCCGAAACACCUACAAAUGGUCAACAACCACCACGACCAACAACUCCUGCCGAAACACCUACAAAUGGUCAACAACCAUCAUCACCAACAACUCCUUCCGAAACACCUACAUAUGGUCAACAACCACCACGACCAACAACUCCUGCCAGAAACACCUACAAAUGGUCAACAACCAUCAUCACCAACAACUCCUUCCGAAACACCUACAAAUGGUCAACAACCACCACGACCAACAACUCCUGCCGAAACACCUACAAAUGGUCAACAACCACCACGACCAACAACUCUUUCCGAAAAGCCUACAAGUGGUGGAGUGGCUAUAGGUGUGUGUGUAAUGCCGGUCGUUGGUGCCAUCUGUCUGGGUUUUGCGUUCGUCUUCAGGGACAAACUAGCAGACUGCAUAUGAGGUUGUUUCAGGACCAAAGCACACCGGUAACGCAGAGAAGACAGUAGUCUCUAAGUGUAGGUGAUCCAAAAUCCAAGAAGCCAUCUACAUGAAAACGAUUCAAGCCAUCCUUCAACCGUGAGCAAGAGUACUACACAUCUCCAGAUUGCCUGCCAUCAACUAAUCAAAGACUCCAAUCAGAUAUAAUCCUUCUGUGUUUAUCUGUAUGUUUACACGUAUGCUAAAAGUGCUUCUCUGAUCUAUUGUUAAAACACUACUUCAUAUCUGUAUAUAUGGCUCUCGACACUACCUUGUACAGCUACUGCUUGAUAACAGUGUAGCUUCUACGCGUCUACAUACUCACAGUAAAUAAAGAAGUUGUCCAUCCAUAAAUACUAUCAUUACAAAAAUAAUAGAGUUGAUGCUGCUUCAAUUGACAAUACAAAUAAAGAAUAUUUAAAAAGUC